AUGAUACUGCUGUACGAGCUGCAAAAGCGGCUGGCCAACCUGCGACCCACCGCCACUGUUGUUACCACUUCCACCGGUGCCCGCUACAUUGAGCGGAGGAGAUCUUCCGGCAGCGAAGACGGCACAGCCUCGAGUCCGCAGCAGCUGGAGGCGCGCCAGUACGGAUUUGUUGUGGACACCAAGCCCGACACUGUGCCCGCCUGCAUACUGAGCGAGUUCCUGUACCUGGGCUCUCAGGAUGCAGUGACUCCCGAAAACAUACUAAAGUACAAGCUAACGCACAUUCUAAGCGUCGGCAUACCGACGCCCCUUGUGGAGUGGCCUACUCUAGUCCAAUGUAAGUACCUACCUUGCCUGGACCUGCCAGAAACCGACCUGAUGCACUACGUCCUACCCGUGUCUCUUGAGUUUAUCGAUGAGGCGCGCAGGUCGCAGGGCUGCGUUCUCGUCCACUGCAACGCGGGCGUCUCGAGAUCCGCCUCCGUGGUUAUCGGCUAUUUGAUGCAGCGGCGGGACAUGUGCUACGAGGAUGCGUACAAUCUGGUCAAGUCCUGGAGGCCGUGCAUUCAGCCCAAUGCGGGCUUCAUGCAGCAGUUGAAGCAGUCUGGUAAAACAUAAGUGAAGUUAAGCAAUAAGCAUUGUAGUUUGGUGUCCAGCUGUUUUUAGCUUACUUAGCCUUAUUUGUUGUACAAUACACACUUUUAACCACAAAA
This is a messenger RNA of Drosophila elegans, 713 nucleotides long. It is a transcript of the gene Mkp, whose product is annotated as dual specificity protein phosphatase 19. NCBI's taxonomy places the organism in Eukaryota, Metazoa, Arthropoda, Insecta, Diptera, Drosophilidae. Gene Ontology annotation, molecular function: JUN kinase phosphatase activity. Gene Ontology annotation, cellular component: cytoplasm. Gene Ontology annotation, biological process: regulation of MAP kinase activity; protein dephosphorylation. The transcript has a single exon. The coding region runs from base 1 to 618 and encodes 205 amino acids. The record is from RefSeq and is a predicted model, not a curated record.